Molecule: messenger RNA, 1248 nt
Organism: Talaromyces marneffei
Lineage: Eukaryota; Fungi; Ascomycota; Eurotiomycetes; Eurotiales; Trichocomaceae
Exons: 2
Coding region: 1-1248 (415 amino acids)
Biological process (GO): ubiquitin-dependent protein catabolic process
Cellular component (GO): cytoplasm
Molecular function (GO): ubiquitin protein ligase activity
Source: RefSeq, a predicted model, not a curated record
AUGUCGUCCACUACUUCCACAGUAACGAGCUCGACAUCUGCUGCGACCAGCACUUCCACCAGCAGUAGUGGUGGAGGAGGUGGCCCAAGCAGUUCUCCACUGCUUUUCUUUGUUGCUCUUGGGUUUGGCGUUGUUUUCACAAACUUAUGGAUCAUUGUCGGUGUAAAAUAUUGCUUUCGAUACAAUCAACGAAAUCGACAAUUACGAAAUGAAGAAACCGGGGAGCCUAUUGAUCUAACGGCUGUGCCUCGAACACACCGAAGAAGAAGGGAGAAAAAGUUAAUGUCUAUGGAAGAUGUGAACGAGCGAUUUCCAUUGAUGAAAUACAAAGCAUGGCGAUCUUCUCGCGCCGACAGAGGCCUUCCUAGCGAAGGAGGAAUCGCUGCCCCCGGCAAUAGACCUGAGUCUCCAAAGGCUGGCGAGAGUGAACACAGCAACCCAUCCGUUACUGCGCACCACGUUGAAGCCUAUGCCCCAAAAGGCCACGAUCGUACAGAUUCGGUUGUGAGCGAACCUUCCAGCCCUGUAGCCCAGCAAAUUAAUGGGAUUUCGGAAUCAAAAGUAGUUACAACUACUGAAGUUCAACCAAAGACUGCAACUACCGAAGCCGCUAGCAACGUACAUCCACCACAUGAAGAAGAAAUGCACGACGAAAAUGAUGAUCCUAUCCAAGGGGCCGUUCCAGCAGAAUUAUUGCCCAGUCCUGGUGACUCUUGCGCAAUUUGUCUCGAUCUUAUCGAAGAUGACGAUGAUGUUCGUGGUCUUACAUGUGGUCACGCUUUCCACGCUUCAUGUCUCGAUCCUUGGUUAACCAGCCGCCGAGCUUGUUGCCCUCUCUGCAAGGCCGAUUAUUACAUUCCUAAACCACGACCUGAGGGACAAGAAGCAGUUCCAGAAAAUGCUAGAGUAGGAGGACGUCGUAUAACAGGUCGAAACGCUGCUGCACUUAGACCCCCACAGCCAACAUUCAGUGUUGAUCGUAUCAACCCGUUCAGAACAAGAUUCUAUUUUUCCACUCGUGCACCACUGACAGUACCGCCCACGGGAGAUUCAAACCCGAGGGUUACUAGUGGAAUCCAACCAUCAAAUACACCACCACCCAGUGAGCAAACGCAUGCAAGACGAUCCCCCGUAUGGGUACCGAGGCUUAACUUUUGGCGCACAUCAAACCCUCAAUCGACGUCACAAACUACUGAAGUCCGUACACCUGGUCAGCUGGAGGCCGGGACAACUCCGCAGGGGCAAUAG